AUGUUGAAGCCACAUGUUUACCAUUCCAACACCACCAAAACCCUAUUGCCAUUGCAUAAGCCAUUUUUCCAUGGAACUGGCUGUGCUUUUCUGCCUGUGAACUCCAGGCCUUCUUCUUCAUUCUGCAAAACUCGUACAACCUUUAAACCUGGCUGUGUCCCAAACAGAAUUAAAGCAGCAGUAGCCAGUACUGUUAUUGAUAAUGUUGAUGGUUCAGCUUCCGCUGUCAAAGCUUUAGUCACUGUAAAACAAACUGUUGGUGGUUUCCUCACGAACUUAGGAUUAGAAAGAGGGCUAGAUGAUAUCCAAGACUUGCUUGGUAAAUCAAUUCUCUUGGAGCUUGUUAGUGCUGAGCUUGAUCCAAAGACGGGGCAAGAGAAGAACACCAUUAAGGCUUAUGCACAUCGAGUGAAACAAGAAGGUGACGAUGUCACUUAUGAGGCGGAAUUCAAAGUAGGGGCAGAUUUUGGGGAGAUUGGUGCAGUUGUUGUCGAGAAUGAGCACCGCAAAGAGAUGUUUUUGGUGGACAUAGUGCUUCGUGGUUUCAAGGAUAAUGGUCCGAUUAGUGUCAAGUGUAAUUCGUGGGUUCACUCCAAGUAUGACAAUCCUCAGAAGAGAAUUUUUUUCACUGACCAGUCACACUUGCCAUCACAAACACCAGGCGGAUUAAAGAGAUUGAGAACUGAAGAGCUGGAGGCUGUGAGAGGCAACGGUGUAGGAGAGCGUAAGGCUUUUGAGAGGAUAUAUGAUUAUGAUGUUUACAAUGAUAUUGGUGAUCCCGAUUCUGAUAUAACUAAAAAAAGACCUGUGCUCGGCGGCAGUCAAGAUCUCCCUUACCCUAGACGUUGCCGGACUGGCCGUCCGCCCUGUGAUUCAGAUCCUCUUUCGGAGAAAAAGGGCAAUCUUUUCUACGUGCCAAGGGAUGAAACCUUCUCCGAGGUGAAGCAGCUAACAUUCUCGGCAAAGACCGUCUACUCUGUGUUUCACGCAGUGAUCCCAUCGCUGCAGACAGCGAUUGUGGACAGUGAUCUUGGAUUCCCAUACUUCACAGCCAUAGACCAGCUGUUCAACGAGGGGAUUGACUUGCCCCCCCAGGAUAAUCAAGGCUUGUGGAGAACACUUCUUCCCAGACUUCUCAAGGCUAUUUCUGAUGGAAGUGACAAUGUGUUGCGCUUUGAGACUCCUGAGACAAUGGAGAGAGACAAAUUCAUUUGGUUUAGGGAUGAGGAGUUUGCUCGACAAACCCUCGCCGGAAUCAACCCAUAUGCUAUUCAAUUACUGACGGAAUGGCCAAUGAAGAGCAAACUUGACCCUGAUAUCUAUGGUCCCCCAGAAUCAGCAAUUACCAAAGAAAUGAUCGAGUGUGAAAUCAAAGGUUACAUGACAUUUGAUGAGGCAAUGAAACAAAAAAAGUUGUUCGUCCAAGAUUACCACGACUUGUUACUACCAUAUGUCAAGAAAGUUAGAGAGCUUGAAGGCACAACACUGUAUGGAUCACGCACACUAUUUUUCUUAAAUCCAGAUGAGACGCUGAGGCCUCUGGCCAUCGAGCUCACUCGGCCACCCAUGGAUGGGAAGCCGCAGUGGAAAGAAGUAUACAGACCUUCUUGGCAUUCCUCGGGUGUCUGGCUUUGGAGGCUUGCCAAAGCUCAUGUCCUUGCUCAUGAUUCCGGUUAUCACCAGCUUGUUAGUCAUUGGUUAAGAACUCAUUGUUGUACCGAACCUUAUAUAAUUGCUACUAAUCGACAACUCAGUGCAAUGCAUCCAAUCUAUAGAUUGCUACAUCCUCAUUUCCGUUACACAAUGGAGAUCAAUGCACUAGCUCGGCAAUAUCUUAUCAGUGCUGAUGGGAUCAUUGAGAGCUGCUUCAGCCCUGGCAAGUACUCCAUGGAGCUUAGCUCUGUUGCCUAUGGCCUUCAGUGGCGAUUUGAUUAUCAAGCACUGCCUGCAGACUUAAUUAGCAGGGGGAUGGCUGUUGAAGAUCCAAGCGCUCCUCAUGGCCUAAGGCUAACAAUCCAGGACUAUCCUUUUGCCAAUGACGGACUCCUUUUUUGGGAAAUUCUCAAAGAAUGGGUUUCCGACUAUGUCAACUACUACUAUCCAAAUGCAAGUCUUGUGGAGUCAGACGAAGAACUUCAAGCAUGGUGGACAGAAAUUCGUACGGUUGGACAUGGUGACAAGAAAGAUGAACCUUGGUGGCCUGUCCUCAAAACCCCAGAAGAUCUAAUCCACAUUAUUACAACCAUUGCUUGGGUAUCCUCAGGUCAUCAUGCAUCUGUGAACUUCGGACAAUAUACAUAUGCAGGCUACUUUCCCAGUAGGCCAACGAUUGCCAGAAGAAAUAUGCCCACCGAAGAGGCAACCGAUAAAGAUUGGGAAUUUUUCAUGAACAAACCUGAAGUUUUACUCCUACUAUGCUUCCCUUCACAAAUUCAAGCAACUACAGUGAUGGCUAUUUUGGAUGUGUUAUCAAAUCAUUCUCCAGAUGAGGAAUACUUGGGAGAACUGUCGGAGUCAGCAUGGGCUGAAAAUCCUGUGAUAAAAGCGGCAUUUGAAAGAUUUAAUGGGAGGUUAAGGGAGCUUGAAGGGAUUAUCGAUGCAAGGAAUGCAAACAAGGAUUUUAAGAACAGAAAUGGAGCUGGGAUAGUGCCAUAUGAGUUUUUGAAGCCAUUCUCAGAGCCUGGGGUGACUGGAAGAGGGGUUCCAUAUAGCAUCUCAAUUUGAGGUUAAGAACAUGCUAUGGUAUAUUAUGGAUGUUCAAAUGCCAUUAGGAUGCUGACUUUUUUUAUUAUUUAUGGAUGUUGAUGUUAAAACAUUUCACGACAUAUAUCUCUUUGAAGUGAGUUUUUUUUUUUUUU
Messenger RNA from Theobroma cacao (cacao), 2858 nucleotides. Its product is annotated as linoleate 13S-lipoxygenase 2-1, chloroplastic-like. Gene Ontology annotation, biological process: lipid oxidation. The record is from RefSeq and is a predicted model, not a curated record. NCBI's taxonomy places the organism in Eukaryota, Viridiplantae, Streptophyta, Magnoliopsida, Malvales, Malvaceae. Gene Ontology annotation, molecular function: metal ion binding; protein binding; oxidoreductase activity, acting on single donors with incorporation of molecular oxygen, incorporation of two atoms of oxygen.